CUGCCAUCCUGGAGCGCAACGGGAACGCCCUGGCCAACAGCGCCCGGCGCCUGGAGGUGGUCAGGAACUGCAUCUCCUACGUCUUCGAGAACAAGAUGCUGGAGGCCAAAAAGCUGUUUCCAGCUGUGCUGCGCGCCAUGAAGGGCCGGGCGGCGCGGCAGUGCCUGACGCAGGAGCUGCACCUGCACGUGCAGCAGAACCGCGCCGUGCUGGACCACCAACAGUUCGACUUCGUCAUCCGCAUGAUGAACUGCUGCCUGCAGGACUGCACGGCCACAGACGAGCACGGCAUCGCCGCCGCGCUGCUGCCGCUGGUCACCGCCUUCUGCAGGGUGAGUCAGCCCUGCUCCUGCCCCACGG
Molecule: messenger RNA, 360 nt
Organism: Cyanistes caeruleus (blue tit)
Lineage: Eukaryota; Metazoa; Chordata; Aves; Passeriformes; Paridae
Source: RefSeq, a predicted model, not a curated record